Molecule: messenger RNA, 788 nt
Organism: Centropristis striata (black sea bass)
Lineage: Eukaryota; Metazoa; Chordata; Actinopteri; Perciformes; Serranidae
Gene: snu13b
Product: SNU13 homolog, small nuclear ribonucleoprotein b (U4/U6.U5)
Exons: 3
Coding region: 200-586 (128 amino acids)
Biological process (GO): ribosome biogenesis; mRNA splicing, via spliceosome; maturation of SSU-rRNA
Cellular component (GO): precatalytic spliceosome; U4/U6 x U5 tri-snRNP complex; small-subunit processome
Molecular function (GO): RNA binding
Source: RefSeq, a predicted model, not a curated record
UGUGCGGUUUCCUCACACGUGUGGUGAACGUUUGGACUGGCUGCAUGCAACAGAGCUCAGAGAGUUAGUAGAGUCCCAAACAUAUUAUCUACAUUACACAAACAGUGCGUCUUGUUGCCUUUCUAACCUAGGUGAAAGAAAAUAGUCCUCCGUGAAGCAUUUCGCCGAGAGGGCCGGAAUACGGAAAAAAACAUUUACAAUGACUGAAGCCCAGGUGAACCCAAAGGCCUACCCGCUGGCCGACGCCACGCUGUCCAAAACCAUCCUGGACCUGGUGCAGCAAGCCUCCAACUACAAACAGCUGAGGAAGGGAGCUAAUGAAGCCACUAAAACCCUGAACAGAGGCAUCUCUGAGUUUAUUGUGAUGGCUGCUGAUGCUGAACCACUGGAGAUCAUCCUCCACCUGCCACUGCUCUGUGAGGACAAGAACGUCCCGUAUGUGUUUGUCCGUUCCAAGCAGGCCCUGGGCCGGGCCUGUGGGGUGUCGCGCCCCGUCAUCGCUACCUCAGUCACCAUAAAGGAGGGGUCCCAGCUCAAACCACAGAUUCAGUCUGUUCAGCUGGCUAUUGAGAGACUGCUCGUCUGAUUCUUCUGUUGCACUGCUGUGACAAAGUCUUCUUGAAAAAAGGGGAAGACAAAUUCCAGAUUGAAAGUAAUUGUCUUCUGUUUGAUUUGAAAAAAAGUUGUCAAGAAGAACGAUUUUUUUUUUUUUACUUUUUAGGACAUUGCAUAAGUGUAUCAGUUUGCCAAGGCAUCACCUGAUUCAUAUUAAAUGUUUUUUUUAAUUA